CAUAUCACUAAGCACUUAUCUAAAAUAAACUUACUCCAAUACUGAAAAGUCUAGACAGGUGUUUAAUUCGUGUGAGCAUUUUUGUAGCACUCACUCAGACACCUUUGUUGUCCAACGCACAAGUGCUUCGUUAAAAAAUAUUGACUGGGUCUUCAUCUUCUAGCUCGUCCAAGGCAUGGAGCUCACAGGCUAGAUGCGCUUCCGCCCCCAGCUCGUCGAGUAUUCGAAGUCGCCGGUCGCCGGCUUGCCGCGCCUCCGCCCCCAGCUCGCCCAAGACAUGCAGCUCAUCGACAAGCCGCGCCUCCGCCCCAAGCUCGUCCCACACGCAGCUCGCCAGCUUGCUGCGCCUCCGCCUCCAGCUCGUCCGCGGCGUCUAGCUGCGCCUCCGGCUCCCAGCCGCUUCCUCUGCCCGCCGGGUAUGCGCAUUUCUGACGGUGAACUGCAUAUUACAAUCCCCAUGUUCAGGAGUAUUAAACAGAGCAUAUGGAAACGACCGUCCAAGAAUUGAUUACAUUGGCUCAAAUCCAGGUCUGAUGUAUGCCAUGCCAUAAACAAACCAUUUUUUUCUACUUUCUCUCUUUUUCUACUUGACAAUAAUUCAUGAGUACUAUAUAUGGUCCUUCUUGAAAUUACUGAAUGCAUGUCUACGGUAUGUAGUUGAAUAA
This is a messenger RNA of Brachypodium distachyon (stiff brome), 665 nucleotides long. RefSeq lists its product as uncharacterized. NCBI's taxonomy places the organism in Eukaryota, Viridiplantae, Streptophyta, Magnoliopsida, Poales, Poaceae. Bases 194 to 508 code for a protein of 104 amino acids. The transcript is spliced from 2 exons. The record is from RefSeq and is a predicted model, not a curated record.